Molecule: messenger RNA, 1998 nt
Organism: Enterobius vermicularis (human pinworm)
Lineage: Eukaryota; Metazoa; Nematoda; Chromadorea; Rhabditida; Oxyuridae
Source: the annotation of a GenBank genome assembly
AUGCCAUGCCUGUCGAUAUUAAUGGAUUUAUGUAUAGAAGGACUUCAGAUCUUAAUGGAUCUUAUUCCGAAAACUGGUGAUGACACAAUGUACGUUACACUGCGGUUUAUUGUAUGGUUUGGGUAUACGGAGUUCGCUGUUAUGACGGCAGCUAUUUUUACGCAUUAUGUUGCGCCGGAAGCUAUUGGUUCUGGAGUUCCGGAGAUGAAAACUGUAUUGCGUGGUGUAGCAUUGAAGGAGUAUUUGUCAUUCCGAACAUUAACUGCAAAGCUUUUCAGCUUAGCACUCGCUAUUGGCGGCGGAUUGCCAGUUGGGAAGGAGGGACCAUUUGUACAUAUCGGUUCAAUGGUGGCGAGUUUGGUCAGUCGACUGAUUCGACACUUUAAGUCGACUUCUGCAAACGAUUCAAAAAAAGGUGAAGUUCUAGCAGCUGGUUGUGCCGCUGGUGUUGCCUGUACAUUCAUUGCUCCGAUUGGAGGAGUCUUGUUUUCAAUUGAAGUAACUGCGGUGUAUUUCGCAGUACGAGAUUACUGGAGAGGCAUUUUUGCAACUUGCUUUCAACGACCUAAUAUUAGUCUGCGUUCACAAAGUACUUUUAUUUCAGUUACCUUAAGCGCAUUUGUGCCGACGAAAUUUGCCAGUCGAACGUACUAUCCAGAAGAACUUUUUUUCUUUUCUCUAAUUGGUCUUUUUUGUGGUCUUACUGCGGCACUGUUUAUACUAAUCCACCGUCAUGUUGUACUCUUUCUGCGUAGGAACAGUAUCAUGAAAUUCGUUUUCCAAAGAAAUUACUUGGUUUAUCCAACCGUCAUGACUGCGAUUUAUAGUAAUUUACUACGCAUUUUUCAGCCCGUGUACGGACGUACAAUCCAAGAUUUUUUUGUCAAUUGCACUUGGCACUCAGAUCCACUUAUCUUUAUAUCCUGCGAUCGAGACUUGACUUCUCGGUGGAGUGCAGACGGUUCAAUCUUUACUAAUCUUGGUGUUUUCAUUGUAUUCUUUUUCUUUUUCGAUAUCAUAGCUAGUACUUUACCAGUUCCGGCAGGAAUAUUUAUGCCUGCGUUUGUUCUUGGCGGAGCAAUUGGACGGUUUUUCGGUGAGGUUAUAGCGUACAACUUUCCAGAAGGUGUAAGAAGAGACCAAAGCAUGCUUAUUUAUCCAGGUGUAUAUGCCGUAGUUGGAGCAGCAUCGUUUUGUGGCGCAAUAACACAUACAGUUUCUGUAGCUGUUAUUGCUUUUGAGAUAACCGGUCAAUUGGUUCACAGCUUACCAGUGAUGAUAGCUGUUAUCAUUGCGAACGUAGCCUGUUCGUCUUUUCAGCCAUCGUUUUUUGAUAGUAUAAUUAAAAUCAAACACCUUCCUUACUUACCAGAUAUUCCGAAAUCGACAUCUGGGAUUCACGCUGUAAGAGUUGAACAAAUAAUGGUUCGGAAUGUGAAAUCGGUGAGUAAAAAGACCACAUAUCGUGAACUUCAAGAUAUGCUGCUCGGUAUGCCACGUUUAAAAGCAUUCCCUGUUGUGGAUGACCCAGCUUUUUUAGCUACAAAACUUUUACUUGGGUCCAUAAAUCGUCCCGUCUUACUUUGGAUGUUAGAAAGAAAGGUGGGUGAUCGUGCCAGAAGUGCUGAAGCUUUGAGGAGAGCUUUUAUUAAACUACAAGGUGUCAGCGUGAAUGGCGAUUUUCCAGAAAAAACAAAAAGGCUUUCUGCAAAGGAAGAAGACUUUAAAGCGGAUUUGGAACUGAAAAAUAAAAUAUUUCUGUUUCAGCGAACCGUAUGGGAACAGAAUCAGUUGAGCAGCUGUUUAGAGUUCGUUGAAGAUACUAUUGAUCCUUCCCCAUUGCAGUUCACUGAGACAACAUCGUUGUAUAAAGUUCAUUCAAUAUUCUCUUUGCUUGGCCUUAGAAGGGCCUAUGUUACAAAUCGAGGAUCUCUUGUUGGUGUCAUCGCAUUGCGUGAGUCCAAACCAUUUUUGCUUUCUCAACGGAGAAUCAUGUGA